AUGCGUGUCGAGUUUAAGAAAGUCGUCAGCGCCCAUUCCGCAUUCGCUCUGAAAGACUCAAGCUCGCCGUUCGCCUCCCGAAAUCGAUCGCUCCAGUCCGGCCCCGGUUUCGUCUCGUUUCAAAGUAAUCUAAACGAAGAGCUCAUUGAGGAACGUUUGAGGGAUUCUAAUUCGACAAGGGAAAUUCUCGUCGCACUCGAUGGAGGCGGGAUCAAAGGAGCCGCCGAGAUUAUGGCUCUUCGAGAAUUGUCUCUCCGCCUUUCAUCAACUUCUCCAUCAAUCACUUCACUCUUCAAAUCAUUCGAUUGGAUUGGCGGAACGAGUGUUGGUGCGGUCAUUGCUGCUUUUUCAGCUCCACGCCAUCAUGAAAAUGGGUCUCAAUCGCCGGAUACAAACCUGUGGUCAUUUCUUGCCGAAACCCGCGCCAUCUUUGAUCCGAAACUCAAGAAACCUUCUUUUCGAGGAGAGCUUCUCCACAAAUCUCUUCGCGAACAUGUUGGAACGUCGCAGCUUGGCGAUAUCGAAGCAAAAUUCGUCUGCACAUAUGUUGAUGGAGCCAUGAUACCACCGAGACUGCUCGUUUUUCGGAAUUUCCCCAUCGAAGUUCAGACAGACGAGGAUCAUCGGGAGGUGGAAAUCGUCGACGCACUUAUGGCAUCAACAGCGGCUCCCGUCUUCCCUCUCGCCCUCUUGACUGAAUAUCAUCGAUUCUAUGCGAAAGCCGCCCGCCAUCCAACUCCUUCACUAUUCCUUUCAUUAGGCACUGGCUACAACGAGCCGAGACGCACAAGUGGAAUUCAUUUUGGAGAUUUGCCGAAGAAUCGCGUUUUCUUCGAUCGGCAUUUUAUGCGCACGACGAGGAAUCUCUUUGACGUUUUUGUUAGCCAAGCGCGUUCAACAAGCAGCGACACAGCAUGUCUUGAUCAAGCAGCCGCUUGGUGUCUUGCUACGAGAAGUCCCUAUUUUCGCAUCAAUCCGCCAAAUAUUAAUCGUCUUUCAUUGACAUGUACUGAUGCAAAGAAAGUCGCCGAUUUUCUGUGGGGAGUCAUGUACUCGCUGAGGUUUAUCUCCGCACGACGGCUCGCCAUGAUCUCGAUCAACUCGCCAGUUUCAUCAAAAGGU
Mesorhabditis belari is the source of this 1122-nucleotide messenger RNA. Lineage: Eukaryota; Metazoa; Nematoda; Chromadorea; Rhabditida; Rhabditidae. The record is from the annotation of a GenBank genome assembly.